GUGCAGUGGUCAUGCAGCCCCACGCGACGGAGGUGGCCCGGCUGUAUCAGACGGAGUUUAUCCGCAGCGCGCGGGCCGUGGGCGUGCUGUGGGCCGUGUGCACGCUCUGCUUCGCCGUCAUCGAGGUGGUCAUCCUCAUCCAGCCGUCCUGGGUGGGCACGAGGGAGCUGCGCUAUCGGGGCGGGGGUACGCCCCCUCAGACCGGGACCCUGGGUCUGUUCGAGGUGUGUGUGGAGUCGGACUGGCCCGUGCCGGAGUGCAGGGGGUCCCUGCGCACCCUGACCCCCCUGCCGGCCUUCCAGUCUCCAGCUGUGCUGGUCUGCAUGUCCCUGACCAUGGUGUGGGCCAGCGUGGGCUGCCUGUGUCUGUUCCGCUUCUGCAACGCAGCCACGGUCUACAAAAUCUGCGCCUGGCUGCAGCUGACUGCAGGUUUCUGUCUGGCGCUGGCGUGUGUGUUGUUCCCGGACUCCUGGGAGUGUGCGGAGAUGCGGGCGCUGUGUGGGGACAGUGUAACCAGUUUCUCUUCAGGGAACUGCAGUGUUCACUGGGCCUACAUACUGGCCAUGCUGGGAGUGCUGGACGCUGGGAUCCUGUCCACACUCGCCUUCGUCCUCGGCAACCGGCAAGACGCUCUGCUCCCUGACGACGCCAAGGAUGGUGAGGUGACUGGGCUGUUACUGGAGGCGUAGGCUGCUGAUGGAUGACGUGCAUCAGAUGGUUCCCUUUCGCAUCAUGUCCUCUCCUCCCUGAGAGAAAGAAGAAAGAUGGUGUGAGAGGAGCUCGGAGCCUCCACCCCCUCAGCAUGACAUCACCCCCUGACUGCACUGCUUACAUAAUCUCUCCUCUCUGCAUAGAAACAGUCACCUGGCAACCGUCACCCGGCAACCGUAUCCUCCAUGCUCAGAAUCGUCCAUCUCUGGAGGGAGAGACAUUAUUCCCUCUCUGCAGUGCUGCUGUCAGCUCAGGCUGAGGGACAGAAGGUCAUUACAGUUUCCUGUAUGCCCACAGAGCCAGUAUUCCCUGUAUCAGUCAGUGAGCGUUCAUCAGUAUAGAUCACUACAGAUUUUACCAGAGAUAUUUAUCUAUCUACUGAUUUAUCUAUCUUUCUGGAAAAGUCUUCUGGAAAAGGACUAGGGCUGUCACAAUUACUCAAUUUCAUUUGAAUGCUUGAUUAAAUUGAUUUUUCUGACGGAUCUGCAAUAAAUAAUUGACUAAAUUAUCAAUAUUUUAAAUUUUCACCUAUAGUUUGUAAUACAUUAUAAUGGACGCACCCGAUUUUAGUCAGAUUUGGCCUUAUAAUCUUUUAAUAUAAUUAAUUUACUGUAUGUUUACCAAACGUUUUUUUUCUGUUUAUCUUCUUCCAAUAAAAAUAUUGUGGAAUUAUUACUGACAAUCUGUUGACCAGCCAUAACAUUAGCACCACUAUAGCCUUCUAUUGAGGCACCUUUUUAUAAAUUUAAUAACAUAAAAUUCUGGAAAAAGUGUGUUGUGCAAAAGUAUUCAUACCCCCUAUAUCAAUACUUUGUAGAGCUACCUUUUGCUGUAAUUACAGCUGCACAUCUUUUGGGGUAUGCCUCUACCAGCUUUGAGCAUCUAGAGACUAAAAUUUAGAGACUGAAGCUCUGCCAGGUGAGAUAGAGAGGGUCUAGCCACAGUAAAAAAAAAUGGGAUUUAGCUUUUGAGACUUUCACUGGAGACUUUGGCUGUAUGUUUAGGGUCAUCGUCUUGCUGGAAGGUGAUUUGUGGAGUGCACAGCUUGUUCAAAUUCUUCUACCUGAGCUGUGGAUCUCUGCAGCUCCUCCAGAGUGACCAUGGGCCUCUUGGCUGCUUCUCUGACCAGUGCUCUUCUUGCUCCUUGAUCUGUCAGUUGGGUGGACCAUGGCCAUAUCUUGGUAGGUUUACAGUUGUAGAAUACUUUUUUUUGAUGAUGUGUGGAACAGUGCUUGUUGGGAUGCUCAAUGCUUGGGAUAUGUUUUAUAACCUAAUAACCUAACCCUGCUUUAAACUUCUUCUCCACAACUUUAUCUCUGACAUGUCUGGUGACUUCCUUUAUUUCCUUCAUGUCUUCAUGGCGCUGUUUGUUCACUAGUACUCUCUAACAAACCACCUGAGGCUAUCAGGAGUAUUUAUACUGAGACUAAAUUACACACAGCUGGACUCUAUUAACUCUGUUAAUUAAAUUACUUCUAAAGGCAAUUGAUUGCUCUGGAUUUUAUUUAGGGGUUUUAGAGAAAAGGGAGGUGACUACUUUUGCAUGUAAGACUCAAGUUUUUAUUUUACUACAAUUUUGAAAAACAUGUAUAAUUUUUGUUCACAAUUAUUGCAAUAUUCACAAUUCUGUAAAAAAAAAAACCUGGUUGGAGGUUGCGAAAGAUUUGAGACUGGGAAGACAUAAAAUAGCUGAUCACAGCAGUUGGUUUGUAAAGAAGAAUGAGCAAAAAUCUCAGUCUCUAGAUGCACAAAUCUAGUAGAGACAAACCCCAAAAGACCUGCAGCUGUAACUUGCAUUUAAAUGUGGCUCUAAUAAGUAUUGAUAUAGAGGGGAUGAAUACUUUUGCACGUCACACUUCUCAGAUUUUUAUUUGAUUAAAAAUUUUAAAAACAUAAUUUAUUUUAAUUCCACUUCACAAUUAUGUGCUAUUUUGUGCUGGUCUAUCACUUAAAAAUCUUGAUAAAAUACUUUUUAGUUUGUUGUUAUAAUUUGACUAAAUGUUGAAAUGAAAAAGUUCAAAUGGGGAUUAAAUACUUUUGCAAGCCACUGUGUACUAGCGUUUUUUUGUUUGUUUUUUCAACACACUGCCUAAUACACUACACCCAUUCCUUGACAGUUGCCACUGUAGACUGUAUUAAUCAGUGUUUUUCCACAUCCCUUAUCAGCAGUGUGUUAAUGUUAUGGAUGAUCAGUGUAAUCUGCAUCAGUGACAGUCCUAGCCAAAGCCAUCAAAUGUGUUGAAGUGUUGUUUUUUUUCACUUCUUUUCAAGCCGCUGUAACUGUAACUGUGUGUGUUCAGAUUUCUACAUUGUCCUGCGGUCAGUUCAGUCAGUGUGGUGCAUGCUACCGUCUCGUAAAAUGUUAAAUGUAAGGUAUUUUACAGAUGAAUGUAGAAGAAGAGUUCAAGCAAUAUUCAUAUUAACUGUAGGAUUACUUAGUAAUAUGUGAUCUGUAAUCAGAUUCUAACGAGAGAGUGAAUCUGAUAUUUUCCCUCAAGCUUGGUAUUGACCAAUUUUGAGUAGUUUUGAAUCGUUUUUUAAGAGUUUAACAUAUUUUAGGUCUUCAGUCAGGAGCCAGGUUUCCAUCCAGGUUCAAAACCAGGACCUCUAAAAAUCUAAAAAUGCCACUAAAAAGGCAGAAUCUCAUUUCUCUUUUGUACCCCUACUCCAUGUUUUUUGAGGAGUUUGAGCUCUGUUCAAGAAAAUCAUAGUCUAGAGCACUCUGGAGCACUUUUAAGCGAGCGAUAUAGAGUGAGUUUAUGAAAAAAGAGAAAUGUUUAAUGUCUAGCAGCAUCAUGUGACUUUUUUUUCCUUUUUUUUAAUGCCAUAUAAACUGUGUCAAACACUGUGUCAAAACGUUCUUGAUUAAUGGACCAAUAGAAAUUCUCCAAAAACCUGAUUUUUUUUUCUCCAUCCUAUAAUUGUACUUUUACUUUUGGAGAUACCUGUUUUCAUUGGACGACAAUGAUUUAUAAUUGUACACAUUGUAUUAUUAAAGAAAUCAAACACCACCCUUUUGUAAAUGCACAGUCAA
This is a messenger RNA of Astyanax mexicanus (Mexican tetra), 3745 nucleotides long. It is a transcript of the gene lhfpl4b, whose product is annotated as LHFPL tetraspan subfamily member 4b. Gene Ontology annotation, biological process: sensory perception of sound. Bases 12 to 689 code for a protein of 225 amino acids. The record is from RefSeq and is a predicted model, not a curated record. NCBI's taxonomy places the organism in Eukaryota, Metazoa, Chordata, Actinopteri, Characiformes, Acestrorhamphidae. The transcript has 4 exons. Gene Ontology annotation, cellular component: plasma membrane.